Ostreococcus tauri is the source of this 456-nucleotide messenger RNA. RefSeq names its product Ribosomal protein S17. The transcript is spliced from 4 exons. NCBI's taxonomy places the organism in Eukaryota, Viridiplantae, Chlorophyta, Mamiellophyceae, Mamiellales, Bathycoccaceae. Bases 1 to 456 code for a protein of 151 amino acids. Gene Ontology annotation, biological process: translation. Gene Ontology annotation, molecular function: structural constituent of ribosome. The record is from RefSeq and is a predicted model, not a curated record. Gene Ontology annotation, cellular component: ribosome; cytosolic small ribosomal subunit.
AUGGCUGAUCAGCACGAGCGCGCGUUUCAGAAGCAACUCGGGGUGCAGCGAGGGUUCGGUAGCCACACGAAGAAGGGUGAACGCUACUACAAGAAUGUUGGUCUCGGUUUCAAGACCCCGCGCGAAGCGAUCGAAGGGACGUACAUCGACAAGAAGUGCCCGUUCACCGGUAAUGUGUCGAUUCGCGGCCGCAUUUUGACUGGCGUCGUCAAGUCUGCGAAGAUGAACCGCACUAUCGUCAUGCGCAUGGACUACUUGCACUUCAUCAGGAAGUACCAGCGUUACGAAAAGCGCCACACCAACAUCUCCGCGCACCUUUCCCCGUGCUUCCGCUGCAACGAAGGCGACAAGGUUGUCGUCGGCCAGUGCCGCCCGUUGUCCAAGACUGUUCGAUUCAACACGCUCAAGGUCAUCCCGAGCGGGUCGAAGGGUGGCAAGGCUUUCGUUGCGCACUAA